AUGCGCGCGGGAUGUCAUGUCGAAGUGCCGCGGGAAAUAGCGACGAAACGAGCGGUGAUCAGUGUGCGUACGGCGGACAAUGCAUGCUUCGCGUGGUCGGUAGUCGCCGUUCUGUAUCCCGCAGAAAGAAAUGUAAGGCGAGAGUCAUCGUAUCCACAUUACAAGGCAGUGUUAAAUUUCACAAACAUCGAAUUUCCAAUGAUAUUGAAAGAUAUUCAAAAAUUCGAACAAUUGAACGACAUAUCGAUCAACGUGUAUAACAUCGAGAAUAAACGGGUCCUUCCUGUACGGCUUACCAGCGACAAGAAGGAGAAACACAUUAACGUGUUGUAUUUGCAAGAUUCACGCAACGACGGUGUAGGCCACUUUGCGUGGAUUAAGAACCUGUCGCGCCUCGUGAGCUCGCAACUCUCGAAAAAGGAGCACAAGAAAUUUUUCUGCGAUCGAUGCUUGCACUACUUUAGUACGAGCAAAAAAUUGGAGCUACACGCAAUGGACUGCAGAAAAAUUAAUGAUUGUGCCAUCAGACUGCCGAGCGAGGACGACAAAUGGCUGGAAUUCGACAACCACCGUAAUAAGGAGCGCAUUCCAAUCGUCGUGUAUGCCGACUUGGAGUGCGUUCUACAGAAGACGGAGUCCGACAAGGAAGAUGCGUCGUACACAUAUCAGCGGCACAAGAGCGAAGAUGUACGCGGUGAGGGUAGAUGGCAAAAAGGACACCAAAAAAGCGAAAGGUGUAAAGAAUAUUCUUCCAGUUCCACCGAGGUGGAAUUUGAUAAUGAAAAUUCUCGUGAAGAGGAAUUACACGAUAAUGACAACAAUGAAGUUGAUAAUUUUGAAGAUGAUGAUGGCAGCCCUAAAUUGCUCAGUCAAUCUUCAUUGAAUGAUCUUGUACGAGAAUUAGAUUUACCAAAGGAUAAGGCAGAAUUAUUGGGCUCUAGAUUAAAAGAGCGUAAUUUGCUUCAACCUGAUGUAACGUUUUGCUGCUUCUUUCCACAAAAUUUGGGUGAUGUAAACGAAGAGCAAGGCGAACGCUUCCAUCAAGACAUAAAAAAUAUGGAACGCAG
Molecule: messenger RNA, 1067 nt
Organism: Trachymyrmex cornetzi
Lineage: Eukaryota; Metazoa; Arthropoda; Insecta; Hymenoptera; Formicidae
Exons: 5
Source: RefSeq, a predicted model, not a curated record